UGAGGGGUUACAAAUUAGCCUUUAGUUUGUGUUAAUAAAAAGUGCAAACUUUCUACAUUUGUUUAAAACUGAAACAAGUUUUUUUUAAUCUUUUGUCAUUUCCCAGAUGUAGAUAACUAUUUAAACAAAAGGCUUAUCGCAAAUGACAUCACUGGAGAAAUAUUAACCAGUAGGAAGAAAUAUAACGAAGGUUUUUUGCUGGCAUUUUACAGUUCAGGUUUAUCGGGGGAACCUAUACAGUAUGUGGAUGAUAUAUAAAAAAUACAUGAAAAUGAAAGGGUUUGUAUGGAUUCUUGCUUUACUGAACUUUGCUGCUACUGUGACCCACGGCACAACGACACCAUGUAGUAAACCUGAUAUACCAAAGGGCUAUUUCUAUCCAGACAAGGAGCUUUACGGAACAGGAGACCAGAUUUUUUAUGCCUGUGAGACAGGGUAUCAAACUAUCAAAGGACAAUGGUGGGAUACAAUGGAAUGUACACCCACCGGGUGGUCUGCCAUUGGUUACUGUGCUGAAGUGCCUUGUGACGUCCCACCACAAGUAAAAGAUGGAGUUGUUAUAGCAGGAAUUAAAAAGUAUUACACUGGAGAUGAAGUGGAAUAUAAAUGUAGAAAUGCAUUCAUAAUUGAAGGACCCAGUAAAGUUGUGUGUGAAAAUGGAAAGUGGACCACACCUCCAGUAUGUGUAUUGGCUAUUUUCAGACGCUGUGAACCUCUAAAAAUAGAUAAUGGGUAUAGGGUACCAGAAAAGAGCACAUAUGAUCCGAAUGAAUCUGUGGAACUUGGGUGCUAUCCUCCGUAUGAAUUAAAAGGACAACGUAAAAUAACCUGUGAAAAUGGACACUGGACUGAAACACCACAAUGUCAACGUAAUGGUGGGACAUGUGGACCUCCGCCUACUGUUGAAGAUGGGAUAAUUAUUAAAAGAAAUGAAGGGAGUAAAUCAGUUACCUAUGAAUGUCAAAGGUACUAUGUACUGGAAGGAGACUCGACUAUCAGGUGUCACUCUGGAAAGUGGUCAGACGCGCCCACAUGCAUAGGACCUUGCAUUAUAAACAAAGAACAAUUAAAAGAAAAGAAGCUUCGGGACCCACAAACAAUAUAUCUGGAACAUGGGAAGAGUCACAAAUUUGUUUGUAAAUACGGAUAUUAUAUGAAAGAUACACCGUAUAUAACACAGGUGGUCAAAAUGUGUGCACGUGGGCAAAUGGAUGUCCCAGAAUGCGUAUAUUACUGAGGGAGUCAAACUUGGAUCUUUCAACAAGUAAUAUUCGCUGGAAUGAGAAGAGGAGGGGAAGACAUUUCAUUUAGAUUUAGAUUGUCUUUUGCAUUUUGUUUUUCUGUAGUUUUCUUUUACAGCUACAGCAUAAUAAAUACACCCUGAAUUAUUUCUAUUUUGUGUAUAUGUCCAUCUACUAUUGUUGGCUGACACAAUUAAAUAUCAUCCAAAAUGUG
Molecule: messenger RNA, 1455 nt
Organism: Acipenser ruthenus (sterlet)
Lineage: Eukaryota; Metazoa; Chordata; Actinopteri; Acipenseriformes; Acipenseridae
Product: coagulation factor XIII B chain-like
Exons: 7
Coding region: 242-1237 (331 amino acids)
Source: RefSeq, a predicted model, not a curated record